AUGUUUGCGCGGCCAUUUACCUUAAGGGCAUUUGCCCAGCAGUGUCCCCGGAGCACUCUCUCAUCCGUUCUCGAGUCCUCAAGUCCAGCAUGGAGGUAUUUCUCCUCCAGUGCCUCGCGAACAAAGGCUGCCAGCAAAACCCAACAGAUCAAGCCCAAGGUGGUGCGCACGGCGCCUGAAGACAGCUUGAAGUUUGCCGGACGACGCCCGGAAGGAUUUGGAAAGCUCGAAAGAAAGGUCGCCAAGGAGGGAGAGAUUGUCUUGUUCCGGGCGCCAUCGCAACGCGGAUACGUUUUGGGCGCCUACGGUAUUGCGGGCUUCUGUUUUGCCUACGCUGUAUACAAUUCCAAUGCCGUCUUUCGGGAUCCCCUUAUACCUCUCCCGAUGUGGCAGCAAGCUCUGUUCGGUGGUAUUUGCGUAACAAUGAGCGUUAUGGGUACGGUGUUCCUUUUCAAGACCACUCGGUUGAUCCGCGCCAUCAGGGCUGUCAAUGUCAACGGUCACACACAUCUUCGCUUCACCGUGCGAAGCGUGGUUCCGUUCCGCAAGCCUUACGAAUUUGACGCCCUGCCGCGUCAGAUCGCUUUCUCCCGCCGUUUGGUGAUCUCUCCGGAUUCGUCUCCGGAUAUGCUUUUGGAGUCUAUCCCGGAUGCGCCUGGUAUUGCAGGAGAGCGCACUGUGGCUCAGGGUGAGCAAGCAAAGGUUAGCUUCUUCAAAGCUCCCUUCAAGAGGAUGAGCAUGUCUAUGUGGCGGUUGUUCCGGUCUGUCCGGCAGAUCUUCUCCCAGGAGGACUUUAUCCUUCUGGAAGUGGAGGGCCAGAAGGGCGUUCUGCGCAUGGACUCUGGUGGCUACGUCUCACAGGACUUUAUGCUUGUUGGCAAUCCUGUGAGUUUCCGGCGCUGA
This is a messenger RNA of Aspergillus luchuensis, 903 nucleotides long. RefSeq lists its product as uncharacterized. The transcript has a single exon. NCBI's taxonomy places the organism in Eukaryota, Fungi, Ascomycota, Eurotiomycetes, Eurotiales, Aspergillaceae. The coding region runs from base 1 to 903 and encodes 300 amino acids. The record is from RefSeq and is a predicted model, not a curated record.